AUGGCCCGUCUGCGGCCUCCCUCGAAGCCCCCCGGCGGAGCGGCGUGCCCUCUGCUCAUCACCGUCUGCUGCGCCCUUGUGUCCGGCGGAGUGACAGCGGCGGCGGAGACGAAGGUGGUGCAGUUUCAACCCGACGGAGUGGCAAGACAAGAUACUUUCCUUCGGUAUCGUGGUGAGGUUCCUGAGCUUGGAAACGCGACCGUAUGCUUCAGGCUCAGGCUUCACCAGCUGAGGGAACUGAGUAGUGUCUUCUCGUAUGCUGUUGCGGAUGAAUCGAAUGAGGUUUUGAUAGGCUUUGAGGAAGACACUUACAUGACACUGUAUUGCUGCGGGGGAGUGUUUCACGACUACUACAACUACUCCGUGACUCUGCGUCAGUGGCUGUCUGUCUGCGUUGCCAUGGAUCUGGAGUCGCGUCUUGUAAGCCUCCUGGUCGACGGCAAUAUUGUCAAGCACAAAUUAAGUACCCUGAGUGAGACCCAGCUGAGAGUCCGGGGAGGGGGACUCCUCCUCUUCGGCCAGGACCAGGACUCGUACGGCGGCGGGUUCACCAACACGCAGAGUCUGAGUGGGACGCUGGCCGAUCUCAGGGUGUACGACGGAGUCUUGAGCGACGAUGAUAUGCUAGUGUUCGGGAGGUGUGAUUCGGCGGCGGAAAUGUCGGCCAGUCCGAUCAUAGACUUUUCUAACAUUGAGCGGGAUUUCGAAAUGGUGAAUGUCGACCUGCUGAAGACGACGAAGGAGAGGUACUGCGCUUCUCGGCGGGACAAAAUCCUCGUCUUUACUGAGCCGUUGGUGUUUGAGAAGGCGAAGCAUAUCUGUGGGCUUUCGGGAGGUAAGCUAGCACUACCAAUGAGCGAGAGAGACACGUGGCGGCUCUUCAAUGAAAGCGUCCCCUUCGGAAGUGCUUGCAACACCGGCUCGAUGUUUUCCUUCUGGCUCGGUGUUCAGGGGCACGCGGAAACUCAGACGUGGAACCACUACCUCACAGGAGAACCGCUCAACUACACUAAUUUCAGAGGGAGGAAACCGCUCGUCGAGAAUCCCUUUAUCUGCGUGGGAUUUGUGGGAGACGAUAAAAUCGACUCGCGGGAGCACGGCGGAUGGCAUGCCGUCGGCUGCAAGGAGACGGCCUGCCCCAUCUGCCACCUGGACAAGGUCGUCCUUCUGAAGGCGCGAGGACUGUGCAAAGCGUCGCUCUUCGACCGCCAGUAUUUCCUGACUAAAGACAAUGGCUCAGUCGCUUUUACCGGCACGCAUUACUCCAAGAUCACGCGGCAUUCGCCUCUCCACGACGGCCACGAAAACGCAUCUGAUCAUGGUUUCUGGCAGUUAGCUAGGCUUGACAGGCCCUCGGUAAGAGCCACGCUCCAGAUGACGUCCCCGACGCACUAUCCCUUCGGCCGAAACGAGUGGGCUGUUCAGAACGAUGUCUGUGGCACCGACUCCGAGGUCAUCACAAUCACGUUUUGCAAGGAACACCAGUUUUCGUGCAGCGACGGCAGCUGCAUUGAGGUCCAGCAACGAUGCGACAUGGAGCUCGACUGUCCCAGCGGGUCGGACGAGAUGGCCUGCCACUUCCUGACGCUCGACCCCUCCUACAACAGCGACAACCCGCCACCGCGCUCGGCCGCCUCCAGCCCCGUCGAGGUCCAGAUUCACCUCCACAUCUACGCGGUAGAGAGCAUCGACGUCGACAACUUUGAGUUCACUUGCGAGAUCGAAGUGACGACGGAAUGGUUCGACCCCCGCCUGCGCUUCCGACACCUGAACUACGCCACCGAACUCAACUCCCUCAGCGGCGACGAGAGGCUGCCUUGGACGCCGCAGCUGGAGUUCCUCGGGGAUGGACUCACGGCGAGCGACGUCCUGGAGCGGCGGUCGUCCCUGAGCGUCCGGCGGUACUCGGACCCCCUGGGCGACAACGACGAGGAGGAGCAAGCGAGUGAAGUUUUCGCGGGAGAAAAGAACUCACUCUUGCUAAUGAGGAAGAUGACUGUGACGACGCCUUGUCAGUUCGAUUUAGAGAAGUUUCCCUUCGAUGAACAAGAGUGCUCCAUGCGACUGGUGAUAUCUGGCAUCACGCGAGACUAUAUAACCCUGAUUCCUGACGAGGAGGGGAUAUCCUUCAGCGGGAGACGCAAGUUGCUAGAGUACGUCUUAGUGAAGGAAGUGAUAAAGAAGCAAGAUGUGGGCAACUACAGCGGCCUCGAAGUACACUUGUACCUGGACAACCUAACGAACUACUACAUCACCUCCACGUACGUCCCUACCCUCAUCAUCGUCGUGAUCGGCUACCUCGUCUUCUUCUUCCCGAUCAACAACUUUAACGAGCGAAUAAUGGUUGGCUUAACUGGCCUGUUGGUGGAGGCGACUUUCUUUUCACAGGUAAAUUCCUCCAUCCCUCACACCGCCUACAUGAAACUAGUGGAUAUCUGGAUGGUGUUCUGUAUCCUCAUCCUGUUCCAAGUGGUGGUGUCGGUCGUGGCCAUCCAUUGGGUUCUGGAAAAAUGGCCGCUUCCGAACGUGGUGCGGGCAGUGGCAAAGGGACUUCCGAAUUCUCUGCGAAGCCCCGAGGAACAGAAGAAGGCGCGGGCGGUGAAGGCGAACCGCUUCUGCAAGUUGUUCACGCCCAUCGUCACCGGCGUGUUCCUGCUGGUGUACGCCGGGCUCAUCACUUUAGAUUCAGUGAUCCAAAAGAAGAUCUCUGUGGCCCAAAAGAAGGUCCCGGUGUCCCAAAGAAGAUCUCGGUGGCCCAAAAGAAGAUUUGGUGUACCUUUAGCCGAAGAGAAGAAUCCCCGAAGAUAA
Messenger RNA from Penaeus indicus, 2808 nucleotides. RefSeq lists its product as uncharacterized. The transcript has 9 exons. Gene Ontology annotation, cellular component: neuron projection; plasma membrane; synapse. Gene Ontology annotation, biological process: signal transduction; regulation of membrane potential; monoatomic ion transmembrane transport. Lineage: Eukaryota; Metazoa; Arthropoda; Malacostraca; Decapoda; Penaeidae. Gene Ontology annotation, molecular function: protein binding; neurotransmitter receptor activity; transmembrane signaling receptor activity. The coding region runs from base 1 to 2808 and encodes 935 amino acids. The record is from RefSeq and is a predicted model, not a curated record.